Molecule: messenger RNA, 11030 nt
Organism: Drosophila guanche
Lineage: Eukaryota; Metazoa; Arthropoda; Insecta; Diptera; Drosophilidae
Product: titin
Exons: 7
Coding region: 275-10693 (3472 amino acids)
Molecular function (GO): protein binding; DNA binding
Source: RefSeq, a predicted model, not a curated record
CUCUUGCGCGUCCAUUGCAAAAAAAAUUCCUGCACAGAGUUUUGCGUGGUUGCGUCGUUAAAAUACAAAAGAUAAUAAAUAUGAUAUCGUAAUGCCGCGGGAACCAUCAUAGUUGUGUGAAAAGUGUACCAAUUAGUCAACCGCGACUCGUCAAGUUUCUCCGCGGCGCGGCUUCUUUUCGUUUGGUUUUUUUUUUGCACCCAAGCCCAAGCCAAAGUUGCGCCACUCACACUCCUCUCCUACUUUUGCGGCCCUGCCGAGAAUUUGCAACAAAAUGUCUCUGGAUGGCGCUAAACUGCGGUAUGUGGACGAAAGCGGCUUGCCCGUGAUUUUGGCGGCCAAGGGACGUACCUUCCAAGUGGGCUCGUAUCUGAGCUGUGACCUGGUCCUGGAAGGGCCCCAGGUGGAGGAGGUGAUAUGCGAAAUUAAAUGCGACGCCUUCGGCAGGGUAACCAUCAACAACAAAUCGAGCAAGCAGCCCAUCCAACUGAACGACAAGAUUGUCACUGGCAAGCGGCCGCUGCUGCAUGGCGCACGCAUAACCAUACUCAAUAAGGUCUACACUUGGGAGUUCCCCAAGAUCUCCGAGGCGGAGGAUGUGCCGCGCACGCCGGAACGUCUGUCGCCCAUUGAGCAGGUCUCCAACUCCUGCCCAUCCCUGAAGUUGCAUUCCCAUCGUCCUCAGAUCGACAAGCGUUUGACCGUGCACAACUUUCGCUACUGCAUCAAUUCGGAUGACGACGGCAACACGUCGAUAGAGUCGCGUGACCAAAGCGAUGCCCAUGUAGAGGCCGAUGAGAGCCAACGCUGCAAGACGCCGCCAAAUGCAGACGACGAGCCGGCGGCAACAGCGUGCCAGAGUCCGAAAGUUGAUCUUUUGGAUGCCACGCAAAACAAAGAGAACACAGCCACCCCACCAGCCAGUCACAAGAAACUACUGAAGCUCUGCGCUCUCUCCGAUGUGGUCAUCACCUCGUUUUCCCCCCGAGAAACUGGCGUCAAGACGGAGAAGUCAUUUACAUGUAUCCGAAAACCCAACACGGCGACAGUCUCCACGCCCAAGAGCGUCUACAGCACGCCGAAGAGUGUGCUAUCGGAGCUGAAUGAGGACAGCUGCAGUCGAGAUCUGCUCGACUUCAGCACACCAUCCACAUCGCAGAAGGCCCGACGGGAGACCUCCAUGCAUCUCAUCGACCUAACAACACCACAAAAGCUGCGUCUGACGAUCAAGCAGACGCCCAUCAGUGUGUCCGACAGCGCCGAUGAAUCAUCAGAUGUCUCUCCGCUCGUCAUCGACAUUACCAAAUCGGAAACGCCGCCAUCUCCAGCGUCGUCGCGUCAAGUGCCCAAGACACCGAAGCGACUGGCGGCUGGCGCUACCCCCAAACGGACGCCACAAUCUCUAAUGAAACGGGCUCUUCUGACGAGCACCAAGAAGCAGAUUGCUGCCAAUCGUGUGGAGGCAACCACACCUGUGGGCAUCUCCAAGCGAACAUCUAUGUUGGAGGCGCGUCGUCAGUGCCUUACCACGCCCCGUCGCCUGCCCUUCCAUCCACAGAAACGUACCCCUGCCCAACGAGCCGCAGAUCAGGCGAAAGCCAAGACACCCAGUACCUCGCCUCGCAAGCGACCGUCUCUGUUCUUUGUCAGUCCCCGGGAGAACAAACUUUCGCAAAUGAGAAAGUCCCUGGCGGUGGCCAGGCGCAGUCCCAAUGUGGAAAGGAGCAACAAGUUGGUGGCCAAGGCUCGACGCUCUCUCUGUAACUCGCCCAGGGACGGUUCCCCCAAGCCAGGGUCACCCAGGAUAGGGUCACCCAGGCAUGAAUCGCCUAAGCCAGCCUCGCCCAUCAACCGAUUGAUGCUACAAGUGAGCGAAGUCGAUGAGAAGGCAUUAAAUGUAUCUAAAAACAAGUGCUCCACCCCGGAGAAACUUGACGAUUCCGAAGAUGAACUGAGCCGCACUUUUACCAUCAAGGAUGAUGAUGAUGACGAAUGCGUAGCAGAGCCAAAGGCAGCAAAUGUCAUGGAAGACAGUUUAAAGGGUCCACCGGUAGAUUCACCAGUCUCCAGUGAUCCAGUGGAGGAGAUUCGCAUCAUCGAUGAUAGCAUAUGUGAAGAGGUUCACGUAGAUGUGCCCGAGAAAAUCGAAAACGAAGGUGCGGUUGUAAUUGAGGACAGCAUUUGCGAAGAGGUGCCCACAGAUCCGAAAGCUCAGGUGGAAGAGUCUUCGGAGAAUUCGGAAACAAAUAAAGAGAACGAAGCUUCCGCUGUAAAACCCUCGCCAGUUGAGCAGCCGGUUAAGGGAAUGGAAAAAGAAGCUGUACCCCUGCCUCGAAGGAGUUCGCGCCGUCUCUCCGCUGACCAGAGAAUUGUGGCCACUACUCCGCGACGCAGCACUCGCCGCGCUUCUGUCGAAGUCAACAGCGAACAGGCUGGAAUCAGUCAACGCACGCGACGCGCCUCAUUCUCAUCAGUUGAUACCCAGGCCUUGGCUACGCCCACGCGAAAGCGUCGCCUGACCGAGGACAUGGGCACGCCAACCAGGAAGUCAAAGCGACUGCUAAACACGCCCAAGCGAGCCAAUUUAGUCGAUGAAUCUGUCGGCGAUAUGGGCGUUAUUGUGGAGGAAACUGCCCCGGCAGAUGAAGAAAAGGCGGCCACUGAAGAUGAAGAUUAUGGCACAGAACUGGCCAUGGAUGAGCCCGACAAUGUGGACUACCACGGCCUGAGAGAUAUGCUAAAGACCCCCAAAAACUGCAGCACGCCGCUGUUCAAGGGAUUGCGGGAACUGAUGCAAACACCCAGGAUGCCUGCUUCGCCCAUUCUGGGCAACAUUGAGGAGCUGUUGGAGGCCUCUGACAGUGUCUCACAGACACCCCGCAGGAGCAGGCGGAGAGGACCAGCGGAAGAUGCGGAGGGCACGGAUCUCGCCAAGAUUCUGAAGACACCCAGCGCCAAGAAUAUUAUGGUACCCAAUGAGCCAGCCAGUACGGUGUUGCACUCUCGCAAGGAUUACACCAGGGACUCGGUGGUGUUAAGGUACGAUUUGAGCGUUGGAGGGCUCACCCUGCCCUUGGACAAUAUAUUUAACGAUGUCCCCAGCACGUCCGUUGCACACGCAGAGGACACUGAAACCGAAAUCAAUGUGACGACCGUGAGCACGGCGACUGAUGCCGAUCCCCUGGCUGUCUCCAAGCAGAACGAUUCGGUCUCGUCGGAGGGUCUGAUGAAUUUGAGUUCGGCGCCGACAUACAGCAAGACUGCGACGACCAGCACCACAUACAAGGCUGCCAUCAGGGCGGACCUGGAGCUUAGCACCCUGACUGAGGAGGGAAAUGAUCCCUCCAGGCCCACAUCGCCAAGCGUCAACGAAAUAAGCGGCAUACAGCGGCUGGAUCAGACCUCGGACUCGAUGUUCUCAGAUCCUCCCAUAGUGUCUGCUGUUGUCUCGGCUGGCGUGACCGUGGAGGAGACAAAGGUUCAGCCCAUUCGUUCACCAUCUGUCCCGAUCCCGAAUGAUGAUCGCUCUGACACUGACUCAAUGAUUGGCCUGAGUGAGCCCUUGGUAUUCAGCGAUGAUGAGGAUUCUGCACUGCAAGGGACAAUCGCAGAAGCAAAGAAGGAAGAAAUCAGCGGUAGAUCCAAUGAAGAUCCCAUCGAAUACGCUGCCACAGACGCAUCCGAUACAAAUGGCAAAGAGAUGCCCAAGUCUGUCGAGGAAUCCAUUGGAGACGUCACACAAACUGUUCAGUCUUCAGUUGAUGAGAUUUCUUUGAUUGAAGUACAAGAUAUCACGGCUGAAAGCAGCAUCAAUGCCAGAAAAUCCAGCGAAAACCAAGAACCAGCACAGGCUAAAGAAACGGAUGCCUCUUCUGUUGUGGAGGCGACAAACCCGGAAUCUGAGACCUAUCCUCUGGACUCUACAAUCGAGUAUUCGGCCAUUGAAUUGAAUGUCACAAGCUGUAGCUCGGUAGAUCAGCGGGAAUCAGCGGCUACUCUAGUGGCUAAUAAGGAAGUUCCAGCUUCCACACCUGGAGUAACAGAAGAUGCAGCAUCGUCACCCAGUGAGUUGAAAGAGGAGAGAGCAGCUGAAAAGUCAGAGGUCGAGGUCGAAUCGUCAGCCAAUGAUUUGCUAGAAGAAAGCACCACGGACGAGUGCACUCAAAGGGAACCAGUGGAAGAGCCUUCAGAGAAGAAAUUACGCAUCCAGCAGGCUCCAGAGGAUUCAGGUAGAGACACAGACGAACAGGAGAAAGUAACUUGUUUAGAAUCUCCAGUUGAAAAUAGUUUGGAUGUCAUUGAGCAAACGCCAGAAGCAAAAAAAACGCCUGCCGACUUGUCUUUGGUUGUAGAAGGAACUGAGGAACAGGAUAUUAAGCAUGUUUCCGCUGUGGUAAACGCAGUUCAAAAUACAUCCGAAGAUCCUCAGAUGUCCCAUGAAACGGCUAUAAACACGGAUAACGGAGCCGUAAAAUUGGAAGAUGCAAGUGCGCCUAAACCUGCUGAAGAACCAGAAAGCGAAGCGCCUCCUGCAGAGUCUUCAAGUGCACCAGCAACAGAAGACCAUAACCUGAAAGAUGACUCAAAUGUAGUGGACAUUACACAAGAAAUCAGCAUAGCUGAGCAACAAGAGGAAGCUGAGACACCACCUGAAGAUGUGAAAAUUCAAUUGGAUGCGUUCAGCAUUAUAGAAAAUGUUGACGAAGAGCCCAUCAUCGAUCGACCGCAAGAAGCUGAAGCAGAUCCAACCGAAGAAUCUUCAGAGCACGUAGCCCCAGAGGAAUCUUUGAUUGAAGAUGUACCAGAUCAAUAUUUGAUUGAAAAGAAUCCAGAGGAAGAGGUUCCAGAUGAAUCUUUGAUUGACGAUGUACCAGAGAAAUCUUUGAUUGAAAAGGGUCCAGAGGAAUCUUUGAUUGAAGAGGUUCCAGAUGAAUCUUUGAUUGACGAUGUACCAGAGAAAUCUUUGAUUGAAAAGGGUCCAGAGGAAUCUUUGAUUGAAGAGGUUCCAGAUGAAACUUUGAUUGACGAUGUAACAGAGAAAUCUUUGAUUGAAAAGAAUCCAGAGGAAUCUUUGAUUGAAGAGGUUCCAGAUGACUCUUUGAUUGAAGAGGUUCCAGAAAAAUCCCUGAUUGAUGACGUUCCAGAAGAAUCUUUGAUGGAAGAUGUACCAGAGGAAUCUUUUAUUGAAAAGAAUCCAGAGGAAUCUUUGAUUGAAGAGGUUCCAGAUGACUCUUUGAUUGAAACGGUUCCAGAAAAAUCCCUGAUUGAAGAUGUACCAGAGGAAUCUUUGAUUGAAAAGGAUCCAAAAGAAUCUUUGAUUGAAGAAGCUGCAAAGAAAUCUUUGAUUGAAAAUUUACCAGAGGAAUCAAUGAUUGAAGAGGCUCCAGAAGAAUCUUUGAUUGAAAAGGAUCCAGAGGUAUCUUUGAUUGAAGAGGUUCCAGAUGAUUCUUUGAUUGAAGUAGUUCCAGAACAAUCCCUAAAGGAAGAUGAUCCAGAAGUAUCUCUGAUUGAAGAUGUACCAGAGAAAUCUUUAAUUGAAAAGGAUCCAAAAAAAUCGUUGAUUAAAGAAGCUGCUAAGGAAUCUUUGAUUGAAAAUUUACCAGAUGAAUCAAUGAUUGAAGAGGCUCCAGAAGAAUCUUUGAUUGAAGCUGUUCCAGAAGAUUCUUUAAUUGAAGAGGAUCUAGAGGAAGCUAUGAUUAAAGAUGUACCAGAGGAAUCUCGGAUUGAAGAGGCUCCAGAAGAAUCUUUGAUUGAAAAUGUGCCAGAGAAAUCUUUGAUUGAAAAGGAUCCAGAGGAAUCUGUGAUUGAAGAGGUUCCAGAGGAAUCUUUGAUGAAAUCGAUUCAAGACGAUUCCAUUGCAUUGGAAACAACUCUAGAUGAGAUUCGCUCUGAGGAUCAGCAGACGAAUGGCCCCACCCAAAAGGACAAAUACGAUGUGGCCCCACUGAACGUGGCUGGUAAUGCUGAAACAAACGAUAAGCCUGCAGCUGGUGUGGAGAUCGCCAACACGGAAACUGACGCAGCAAAGGAACCAACUAAUCUUGAUGAAUCAGCUGCAGUGGAUCUUACGCAGGAUAUAAGUAUACUUGAGGAACAGCAGGAUAAAGAGGAAGAUGAGGUUAUUCAAUUAGAUGCCUCAAACCGUUUGGAAGAUGUUUCCAUUGUCGAGGAAAUGCCGGAGCCUGAAGCAGCACCAGCCGAAGAAUAUGCAAAUAAAAAUAUCAAAGGUGAUGCCAAUAAAGAAGAUACAAAGCCAGUUAACACAACCAGAAACAAGAGUCCAAGUGGAGGUCAACAGAGCAAUGGACAGGACGUGGAAACAGCGCCUUCUGAAGCUGCCGAGAAACCUGCUUCAAGCGAUGAAUCUUUAAUCGAACAACCACAAGAGCUUUCCCUUCUGGAAGCAUCGAAACACAUGGAUAUCCCUGAUGUCGUAAACGAUGCAGAGAAAUCCUCAACGCAAGAACCUGCUAGGGAGAACGGAAAGAACGAAGAAGUCAGCCAAUUAGAUGCCUCCAACGCUUUUGAAGAUGUGGAGGAAAAUCCAGAAGCUCGCAAGCCACCAAGCGAUGAAGCCCCUGACGCAGUUCAAGAAGAGAUCGCAGCCCAUGAAACGGAGACAUUGCCCACGGAAGAGUCUUUAUUGCAGAGAAUUGACAAAUCGACAAACGAAGACAAACUAAUUCCAGUGGAUGCUUCGAGCAAUGCAGACACCCACAUGCCCGACAUUCAGCAUUCACUUUCUGGAAACACUGCUGCGGUCUCUGCUGAGGAGCCAGAAGCAACAGCGACAGCCGCAGUCAUCGAGCUACCCAAUGAAAGCGAGAAAAAGUCCACAUCCGAUACAGAAGUCGUCCCAGAAGAAACUCUAACCAACGAAGUAGCCGCUGUUCAAGAUGAUUCUACUCCCGAGGAAGCUUCUGUUUCGGAAACAACUCCAGAUGAACAAAUAGUCCAAGAUAAGAUUGCUGUAGCACAAGAGCUGGAUAUUCAACAAAAAACUGAAACCAAAACGGAAAGCGAACUUGAACCACAAGUUGAUCCCAAUUCUGUUGGGGAGGAACUGACUCAAUCAUCACCUGAGAGAGAAGAGAAAACAUCAGAGACUAAUGUGGAAUCCUCCAAGGAACCUUGCAUUAGUACCCCAACUUCCAUCUCUGAGGAAAGCACACCUCCAGUUGCAGUUGAGGAGCCUGUACAGGAUCCAGAACCAGAAAAAGGAGAGAAAUUCGCUGCAAUUCGACCAGCACCCAUCGUGGUGGAAAGCAUUCCUCCAGCUGCAAUUGAAGAGCUAUCGGAACCCUCUCAGUCAACAUCACAGAAAGAUGAGGUGACAGCUGGGAUUCGAUCAGAGUCUUCUAAGGAACCUAUUCCCAAUGCUCGAAUUUCCAUCGAUGACGAAAGCACACCUUUAUCCACCGAGGAAAUUCAAUCAGUUUCCUCAACGUCAGAGUCUGAAGAAGUAAUCGAUGAGACGCCCACAAAUCAGUCCAUAAUCGGUUCGAAUGCUACAAAUAUUCUGGAGAACAGACCUCCAAUUACAGGUCACAGUGCGAGCGACGAGAUUCAAAUAAUAUCAGACGACAGUCAGUCAGAGUCAACCCCAAGGAACGAAACUUCUAGCCAAGAUGAUGAGGAUGAGGAUGAUGAAGAAGAUUCUGUGGGAUUGCUCGAACAAGCCGAGCCUGUGAAUCUGCAAGUGGAGAGGAGGGAAACCACUACCACAGUGUUCCCCUCUAAAGUCCAAAUGGAUGAUGUUGUGAUUGAAUUGAGCGACUCAAACUCGAGCCACGCUACGCAGGAAAAAAUCCCAACACAAACGGCAACGGCCACACCCGUGAAAGCUGCAACAGAGGCACCAGCAGUGGAUCAACCUUCGUCUUCUGGUGCUCCUGAUCCUGCAGUGGAAACUAAAGUUCCAGUCGCAGCCCCAAGCACCAAGUCCCCAACUGAAAUGAAAUCUGCCUCAGAGGGUGCCGAGAUCAGUGCUGAAAUCGUACCCGAGACGAAGGCGGUAGUAGAAACGGCAGCCAAGCAGGAGUCAAAAAUGGAAACAGGACCGAGACAAAAGGACGUGCACUCGCCCGCUAAGGAGGAGUUACUGCCUUCCGCCAGUAGGAGGGUGACCAGAAAGGGCUCGUCCGUGGAGAGAACGGCGGCGACCAUCGAGUCGGAGAGGCCACGGAGGCGGGGCCGCAAACCGACCGCCGAGGAACCACCGAUCAUCGAGCAAAAGGAAGCAGACAUGGAUACGGUCAAGAAGCGGGGUCGAAAGCCGUCCAAAGAGGUAGACGAGGCAAUCCCAGAGCCGGAGGCAACUAAAACCAAUCUGGAAAAGCCCAAACGACGUGGACGCAAGCCAUCGGCAGAGAAUACAAAGGACAACGAAGCAACUACAGAAGAGCGACCUGUCACAGCGAAGCGCCGUGGACGGCCUCCAUCAGCGGAGAAGGAUGUGCCACAGAAGGCCAAAGCCCAAGAGGUUCUGGCAACCACCCAUCAUACAGAAGAGCGGCCUGUCACAGCGAAGCGACGUGGACGGUCUCCAUCAGCGGACAAGGAUGAGCUACAGAAGGCCAAAGCCCAUGAGAUUUUGGCACCUAUCAACGAAGAUCAAACAGAGAACUCUGAGCUAAAGAAGCCCGCAAAGCGAGGUCGCAAAUCGGCCGAAUUUAUCCCGGAGGAGCAUAAGGAGGUUCUGCCUGAGACAUCAAAGCGACGCGGACGUCCUCCAUCUGCAGAGAAGCAGGCCACAAAGGACGAUGCACCCCCGGAGCACCUGGCACCCAAUAAAGAAGAUCAACCAGCUGUGGCUGAACCAAUGAAGCCUCUAAAACGAACCCGCAAGGCCUCAGAGCCUUUGAAACCUGAGGAGGCCAGCCAGCCAACAGCCACUAAAGAGGAUCAGCCAGAUGCUGCACAGGCAGAGAGGCCCAAGCGACGUGGACGCAAGCCAUCUGUAGACGUUGAACUGGCAGCUCCGGAUGUCCUCGAGAAGCCCAGGGCACGACGAGGGCAAAAAGCAGACAAAGAACCAGCAGCAAAGAAGCGCAUGGCAUCGGUGGAGCGUGUGGACCCACACCUGGAGGAAAUCCCUGAGGAAGACGAGCGAGAGCCAGAGCCAAAGAAGUUGAUGCUGGAGGGGGAGCAGGAGGAGCACAAAACGCGUCGACGUGGACGCAAACCCACAGCCAAGACGGUGGAUAUCCCAGAGGAGCCUGUGGAGGCAAGCAGCUCUCGGCGACGCGGCCGCAAGGCGUCCGAGGAAGAAGCUACGGACGAGCCCAAGCCAAAGCGUCACAGCGCAGAAGGUGCACCACUGGUGGCUCCUCUUCCCGAGGUCAUCCCGGAAGCAGCAACAGCACCAAAGCCAGCACGACGAGGUCGCAAGCCAAGCGUAGAUGUGGAUGUGGCUGUGACAGAGAAGAAACUGCCAGCCCGAGCUGUCCGGAAACCAUCAGCGAGUGUCGACGAGGGGACACCGCAAACCAAAAAGACAACGGCGCGACGAGGACACAAGGCCUCCGCCCAGGAAGAAGUCAUCGAUCCGCAACUCAAUAUGCACACUGAAGAUGUGCCCACAGAAAUCGUGACUGUAAGUGCGUUGGUCUCUGCAGAGAAGGCCAACGAUGGGGCACACUCCUCGCCCUCCCACACCGAGGAUGAGCUGACACCACGACGACGCGAGGGACGCAAUAUUCCCCGAAAGAACUACACAGAAGUGGCCGACGAUGACAAGCCCAGCCCUGGAUCACGACGCAACCGCAAGCCGGUGACCAGUGGCAAGUCGGCGGCACCCAAGACGCCCGAUGUGGAGGCUCCAACAACGCCAACACCCAUCCAGAAGGGUCAACUUAUCGAAGAGCAAGCCCCAGCAACCCCGGCCACCCCAGAGAUCAACACGGUGACCUUGCCUGAUCCCACAACGUCGCAAAGGCGUGAGGGACGCAAUCUGCCGCGGAAGAACUACACAGAAGCCCCCGAUGAUGACAAGCCAACUCCGUCCCGCAGCCGACGCCAGAGGAAUCCGACAGUCAAGGCCCUGGAGCUAAUUGUGGACACCACGCCCAGACCAGCUACACCCAGGCGACGCAAGGGUAAGCCAGUCGUUGGGGAGACGCACGAGGAGGCGCCUCCAGUGAAGGAGUCCCCAGAAGCUGCAGUGGAGACACCAGCGAUGGCAACGGCCGCCUCUGCCAAAGGACGGGGCACCCGUCGCGAGGCCGAGGAAGUGACUCAAGCAGAAUCUACAGAGGUGGAGGAGGCCGAGCCCGAGACAAAGCCAACAGCCAGAAAGAAUGCGCGCGGCAACGCACGCAAAGCCAAAGUCGGGACUGAGUCAGACCCAGAUGCCCAGCCGGCCACCAAGAAAGCACGUGGCGGAGCCCGCGCUAAGACCCCAGUGGUGAUUGUCUCCGACGACGAGCCAGAACCUGCACAGGAGCAUGUGGUGCCUGUGGCCGCCAAGAAACCAGCCGCCCGUGGACGCGCACGAGCUGCCAAGGCAGCCCCAGUUGUUGAAUCAGUGGCAGAGCAGGAGACUCUAUCAUCGAAAGCCGCUGGCCCGUCAGCUCCGGCAGCACGCGGUGGCCGUGCCAAGAAGGUGCACUUCGAGGCCACUCUGCCCGUGGCAGAGUCCGCACCCAGCACCGACGAGGCGCCCAAGAGAGCCACACGCUCCCGACGCAAAUAAAGAACUGGUUUUAAUUUGCCAUCUUGCAUUUCGCCCAAUUGUUUUAUAUAUAAAUAUUCUCUAUCGUACAAUAUUUGUUAUGCUUUCACACACAUUUUAAACUUCUGUAUAAUAGAAAAUUGCAUCUACCGACAACUCGAUGCAUGAUUAUCUUUAAGCUCUAACAUAAAUACCACGUACAUACAUACAUAUAUAUCCCUGUCAGCCCCGCAAAAAGUUACCAUUCCCUCGCUCAGAAAUGUAAAACCUUUAUACAAUUAAGCAUAACAUAAACAAUACACAAAUAUGCAUAUAAAUAUAUAUAUAUAUAGUAAGACAUCCCCCAAAUAAUAAACAC